Messenger RNA from Nicotiana attenuata, 1011 nucleotides. RefSeq lists its product as uncharacterized. The coding region runs from base 1 to 1011 and encodes 336 amino acids. The transcript has 5 exons. The record is from RefSeq and is a predicted model, not a curated record. Lineage: Eukaryota; Viridiplantae; Streptophyta; Magnoliopsida; Solanales; Solanaceae.
AUGGCUCCGUAUGUUUCUUUGUACGGACGACGUUGUAGAUCACCUAUUGGAUGGUUUGAGCCGACUAAGGUAGGACUACUUGGUCCCGAUCUUGUACAUGAUGCCUUGGAGAAGGUGGAUUUGAUCCAACAACGGCUUCAGACUGCUCAGAGUCGACAAAAAAGCUAUACAAAUGUACGUCGACAUAAGUUGGAGAUUAAAGAGCGUGAUCAAGUGUUCUUGAAAAUUGGUGAAGUAGCAUACAAGCUAGAGUUGCUUGCAUCGAUGACCUUAAUUCAUCCUGUUUUUCAUGUGUCGAUGCUACGGGAGUAUAUGCCCGAUCCUGCUCACAUCAUCUCACUAGAGGUAGUAGAGAUAAAUGACAGCUUAUCUUAUGAAGAAGAGCCGGUUGAGAUUCUUGAUAGGCAAGUUCGUAGAUGGAGAACUAAAGACAUAGCUUCAGUUAAAGUGUUAUGGCGUAAUCAUGACGUCGAGGAGGCUACUUGGGAGGCUGAGGAGGAUAUGAAAAUCCGAUACCCUCACUUAUUCGCGACUUCAGAGAUUUAUACCGUCGCAUUCGCGAGUGGGCAUUGCGUUCGCGUAGAAGGAUUUGAGGAAGGCCGGAAUUUAUGCAUUCGCAUUUGCGAGAGGGGCUUCGCGUUCGCGGAGGGAUUGGGUAGUUGGUCGCCGCGUACGCGAGAUGGACCUCGCGUUCGCAUAGAGGAAUUGGGUCAGCUGCGAUUUGAGAUACAUGUGCUCGAGAGGCCGAGUGAGAGCUUUCAACUGCUUUUCCAGCACUUGCGGGGGAUUUUGAGUUCAGGACCAGGCCCCGUUGUGGACGCUGCAGCAGCACCAGUUCAGGCACCAGCUGUGCCUAUUGUGAUCCCAUGCCUUCAGGAGGCUCUAGCUCAGAUAUUUUCGGUGUGUACCGGUUUGGCUCAGGUGGUCUCAGCUUCUACGGCCGCAACUACUUCACAGACUGGGGGAGGUAUUCAGACCCCUGUUGCUCGCACACCUGAUCAGGUUGCUUAG